This is a messenger RNA of Populus trichocarpa (black cottonwood), 885 nucleotides long. RefSeq lists its product as uncharacterized. Gene Ontology annotation, biological process: negative regulation of abscisic acid-activated signaling pathway. The transcript has a single exon. NCBI's taxonomy places the organism in Eukaryota, Viridiplantae, Streptophyta, Magnoliopsida, Malpighiales, Salicaceae. The coding region runs from base 1 to 885 and encodes 294 amino acids. The record is from RefSeq and is a predicted model, not a curated record.
AUGGAAUCAAGUGGUACGGAGAAGUCUCCCUCCGAGGGCUCUAGCAUAUCUGCAACCUCGGAGGGAACCCCGCAUGGAGAUGGUGGUGAUCUUGAUCAAACAAAGAUGGACAGUACGAAGAAGAUGAAAGAGAAAGCUGCCAGAGGAUCCGAACCAGCACUCCUUCCUGAAUCAAGUGCUCGAGUUUUGCUGGGUUUGAAGCUUUCUAGUGACAGCUCAAUCCGCGGAUCGAAGCAAUUCAAUCUAUUUAGCCCCAUGAGUGCUGGUUCUUCUCAUGCAAAAGAGUCCACUGAUGAGACCUCGAGGCAAACCGAGUCUAGGGUUUUCUCGUGCAACUUCUGCAAGAGAGAGUUCUCCACAUCCCAAGCCUUAGGAGGGCACCAAAACGCACACAAACAGGAGCGGGCACUAGCCAAGAGGCGUCGGGAGAUGGAUGCGAGUGCUUUAGGACACUUGCCAUAUUACCCUUAUUCAAGCCUUUCAACAAACCCCUAUUAUGGAUCUUUAAAUAGGGCACUCGGAGUACGGAUGGAUUCCUUCAUUCACAAGACAUCGCCUUAUUCAUGGACAUCCCCCGGAGGGCAUCGCUAUGGCGCCCAUAGCGGCUGGCCCAGGCAAACUUUGAUGAACACACAGCCUUCCAUUGAUAGGCUAAGGACAGAGAGCUUGAAUGCCUUUUGUGGUGGAUUUGGAAUUUCUACUUCCUCAUCUUCUCCAAGGUUUGAUGACAAUGGCAUAGUUCGCAGCAGUUUUGGUGCUUCUCCAUCAUCAAACAAUAUUACUGCGAUCAGAAAGCCUCCCGUUACUGAUCAUAUCCAGCAAAUUAACCCUCCAAAAAGUGAUCAAACAGAUGAAUCCGGACUUGAUUUGUCUCUCAAGCUCUAG